AUGAUUAAUACCGAGCCGCCGCCGGGGCUGGUGUGGGGUGGCCGGGGGUCGGCGCUGGGGAGCGGGACCAGCGUGGAGCACCAGGGCUCACUCUCCACCACCUGGAUGGUGGUGGUGGCCUCUAGGGCCACGGCCCACACCACCAUCACCUGCUCCACCACCAAUGCCUCCUUCUCCUCCGGCCUCAUGAACACUGUCAGCACCACCAUCACAGUCAACUUGCCGCCGCUGGAGGUGAGGCUGGAGGCCCCUGGGGAGUGGGUGAGCGGGGGCCAGCAGACCUCCUUCAGGUGUCGUGUGGUGGGAGCGUCCCCAGAGCCCCAGGUACAGUGGUGGCUGGCCGGCCGACAGCUCGCCGCCACCACGCCCCUCACGACGGUGGCGGGUAACGUGAGUGUGAGCACUGUGAAGCUCACCCCUGAGCCUGGGGACCACGGAGCGCCCCUCGUCUGCAAGGCCUUCAGUCCUAACCUGCCCGGCACUGUGCUCCACGACCAGCUCACCCUCGCUGUCCACUUCGUGCCGGUGGCCACCAUCAGCAUCAGCGGGGGAGGAGGAGGGGGCGAGGCCCGUGUUCGUGAGGGCGGCACUGUCACCUUCACCUGUCACCUCAAGGCCAAUCCUAAGGUCUAUAACGUCACCUGGUUUCAUAACGGACGGCCGCUGCGACGGGCGGAGUGGGGGGCGAAGGCGACCAACACCACCCUGCGGCUCCACAACGUGACGGCCGACAUGCGUGGCUUGUACACCUGCCUCGGUAGCAACCUGGAGGGUGACGGCCAGAGCAACGCUAUCAACCUCAACGUCGAGUACGUACUGAAGUAA
Molecule: messenger RNA, 825 nt
Organism: Procambarus clarkii (red swamp crayfish)
Lineage: Eukaryota; Metazoa; Arthropoda; Malacostraca; Decapoda; Cambaridae
Source: RefSeq, a predicted model, not a curated record